UUUAUUCUUUGUCCAUGUUAAUCAUUUAAUUUUCGGGAAUUUAGUGCGUUUUUCAGUAGAACAUUCAGAAAAUUUAAGCAAUGAAUGACAAAGUUUCUGAUAGUAAUGGUACAAAUUUUAAGCAUUGUGAUAGAAGAAGUUUAUCUUCCUACAUUGUAGCAUUAAGACCAUGGUCUUUUUCAGCAAGUAUGACACCUGUACUUGUUGGAUGUGCCAUAUGCUACAAGAAAACUGGAAAUUUUGAUUUUCUGGUUUAUCUUUUGACUUCAGUAGCAGUCUUGGCCGUACAUGCUGCAGGAAACCUGGUGAAUACAUAUUAUGACUACAUAAAAGGUAUAGAUAGUAAAAUAUCUGAUGACAGAACACUUGUUGAUCGUGUACUAACUCCACAUGAAGUAGUUCAACUUGGUGUCGUCUCUUAUAUCAUUGGUUGUUUUGGUUUGUGUGGCUUGAUCUAUCUGUCUCCGGCUUCCUUGGUUCAAAUGUCUUUGCUUUUUUUUGGUGGUCUGUCGGCAUCCUUCUUAUAUACCGGAGGCUUUGCAUUGAAAUAUUAUGCGCUUGGUGAUCUUGUUAUUGUAAUUACAUUUGGACCAUUGGCUGUGUUAUUCUCCUAUGUUGCUCAAUGUGGUAGCUUUUCAUUGGUACCAUUGCUGUAUGCCUUGCCAUUAGUUUUGAAUACAGAAGCAAUACUACACAGCAACAAUACUCGUGAUAUUACACAAGAUAAGCUAAAUGGCAUUAUAACUCUGGCCAUAUUACUUGGUCAAAAAGGCUCAUAUAUUUUAUUUAUGUUUUUAAUGUUCACACCUUACAUAAUAUUUACUGUUCUAGCUGUUAACUACAAGCUUGCUUUCUUGUUGCCAUUGGUUACAAUACGUGUAGCAUUUGCCUUAGAUAGAUUGUUUCGAAGGCAAAUCCUGGAUUCACUACCAAAGAAAGUGGCAGAAUUGAACCUUUACAUGGGAUUAUUUUAUUUGAUCAGUAUACUAAUUGGUGUUGAUUAGAUGAAAAUUCAAAAUUUUCAGGUUGUAAAAAACAUAUGUAUUCAUUGCGAUUGUGAUUAAAUCAUACUAUGAACAAUCUGAAAA
Messenger RNA from Xenia sp. Carnegie-2017, 1088 nucleotides. Its product is annotated as ubiA prenyltransferase domain-containing protein 1-like. Gene Ontology annotation, molecular function: prenyltransferase activity. Gene Ontology annotation, cellular component: endoplasmic reticulum; Golgi membrane. NCBI's taxonomy places the organism in Eukaryota, Metazoa, Cnidaria, Anthozoa, Malacalcyonacea, Xeniidae. The transcript has a single exon. The record is from RefSeq and is a predicted model, not a curated record. Gene Ontology annotation, biological process: menaquinone biosynthetic process; vitamin K biosynthetic process. Bases 81 to 1004 code for a protein of 307 amino acids.